AUCUGACGGUUUCACGUUUGUUUUGCCUUCUUCGUCACUUGUAAAAUCUUUUAAAAUCUGCUGCAGAGGUUACUAUUUGUGCUGCUUACCAAUACAGGCGAGGUUGCAGUUUUCUGAGGGAGCCCCACCAAUAACACAUUUAUUACAGGCUCCUUUUGUAGAUUUUCACCUGUAGUUCCUCUUCAAUAUGUUUCUGGCCAAAAAACUCAUUGGUGGCAUCCUGGAUGUUGUGAGCAAUGUUGACCCCGGUCAAUUCAUGCCAUCAGAGCCUCCCCCACCACGCAGACCUCUGGCCUACGCUAAGCCGAAGGAGAAUGACGAGGAGACACAGUUUCGCAAGGUGUUCCAGCAACUCGCUGGGGAUGACAUGGAGGUGAGCCCCACUGAACUGAUGAACAUCCUCAACAGGAUCAUUGGCAAACGUAGUGACCUGAAGACUGAUGGCUUUAGCAUCGAGUCAUGCAGGAGCAUGGUGGCUGUCAUGGACAGCGACAGCACAGGAAAGCUAGGUUUCCAUGAGUUCAAGUUUUUAUGGAACAACAUUAAGAAAUGGCAGUGCAUCUACAUAUCAAAUGACACGGACCGCUCAGGGCUCAUCUCCUCACAAGAGCUUCCUGCUGCCUUCAAAGCUGCAGGCUUCCCUCUCAACGACCAGCUCUUCCAGUUGAUGGUACGCAGGUACAGUGAUGAACAGGGCAACAUGGACUUUGACAACUACAUUGGGUGCCUGGUCAGACUGGACGCUAUGUGUCGAGCUUUCAAGACUCUGGACAAAGAUGAUGAUGGAAUCAUCAAAGUCAACAUCCAGGAGUGGCUUCAGUUGACCAUGUACUCAUAAAACAUCAGGGAAAGCCUACAAAAAUCCUACAUUCAUCUCUUCAUUUAUCUCUCUCUCUUUCUCUUAUUUUAGAUUUUUAUUUCAUAUGACCAUUGUUAUUAUUGUUUACAGACGUUCAUACGUCAUUUAGUCAUGCAAGUUCAUUCAAUUCUUCACUAGAUGGCAGCAUUGCAGCAACCUAGGAAAGCACAAAUCCAUUUUCUGUCCAAUAGGCCAAACUCAAAUACCUUUCUAUAUUCCCAAAUAUUUUAAAGUUUUGUGUUUUCCUUUUUUCCAGCAAGACACUUGGUCAAACAUUCCAUACUGCUAUGUAAUGUAAUAUAUACAUUCUAGUGCUCAAUAAAGGGGCAAUAUUAGCUAAUACUUGCAGAUAUCUCAUUUAUUACAAUUUCUAAAUGUUCUGCUUUUGCUCAUUAAAGAAAUGUUCUCUCGUA
Molecule: messenger RNA, 1272 nt
Organism: Oncorhynchus nerka (sockeye salmon)
Lineage: Eukaryota; Metazoa; Chordata; Actinopteri; Salmoniformes; Salmonidae
Product: calpain small subunit 1-like
Exons: 11
Coding region: 188-838 (216 amino acids)
Cellular component (GO): calpain complex
Molecular function (GO): calcium ion binding
Source: RefSeq, a predicted model, not a curated record